This is a messenger RNA of Zea mays, 1564 nucleotides long. Its product is annotated as probable pectinesterase 53. The transcript has 4 exons. Gene Ontology annotation, molecular function: pectinesterase activity. The record is from RefSeq and is a predicted model, not a curated record. NCBI's taxonomy places the organism in Eukaryota, Viridiplantae, Streptophyta, Magnoliopsida, Poales, Poaceae. The coding region runs from base 171 to 1442 and encodes 423 amino acids. Gene Ontology annotation, biological process: cell wall modification; pectin catabolic process.
CCGGCGCGGCUCGUCGUCACUCGUGAGCCGCGUCCGUCGUCCGCGCACGCCCGUGAUCUCCUUAAAUUCCCCCCUCCGGGAAUUAUAAUAACCCCCGGCCGCUUGCUAGUUCUCGCAGGCCAGCGGUGACCGCGGCCACAGGGCACCUCCACCGCGCGACGACGACAACCAUGGCCGUGCCAUCGCGGCUCCUCCUCUGCUCCGCCGUCGUCGCCGUGGCGCUGCUCGUCGCGCCGGGAGAGGUGGCCGCCGCCGCGGGACACGGGCACACGCACACGAGGCGCCUGCGGCCCAAGAAGAGCGCGGCGGCGGCCGCCGCGAAGCUGUACCCGGCGAACGCGACGCGGGCGGAGGCGAUCGAGCGGCAGUUCACGCGGUGGGUGCGCUUCGUGGGCGGCCGCCUCGGCCACGGCACCUACAACUACAACCGGCCGGCGCUCACGCUCCUGCCCGCGCGCACGCUCGUCGUCGACAGGAGGCCGGGCGCCGGGGACUUCACGUCCAUCCAGGCCGCCGUCGACUCGCUCCCGCUCAUCAACCUCGCCCGCGUCGUCAUCAGGGUCAACGCCGGCACGUACACGUACGUACGUGCAUUGCAUUGCAUUGCAUUGCUGGCGCUGCGUCGAAGACGGGUCUCACUUGCUCGGUGCUGCUGCAGGGAGAAGGUGAACAUCUCGCCGAUGCGCGCGUUCGUCACCGUGGAGGGCGCCGGCGCAGACAAGACGGUGGUGCAGUGGGGCGACACGGCGGACACGGCCGGGUCCUGGGGCAGGCCCAUGGGCACGUUCGGCUCCGCCACGUUCGCCGUCAACUCCAUGUUCUUCGUCGCCAAGAACAUCACCUUCAAGCAGAACACGGCCCCUGUGCCGCGGCCCGGCGCUCUGGGCAAGCAGGGGGUGGCGCUGCGGAUAUCGGCGGACAACGCGGCGUUCGUGGGGUGCAACUUCCUGGGCGCGCAGGACACGCUGUACGACCACCUCGGCCGCCACUACUACCGCGACUGCUACAUCGAGGGCUCCGUCGACUUCAUCUUCGGCAACGCGCUCUCCCUCUACGAGGGGUGCCAUGUGCACGCGAUCGCGCGGAACUACGGCGCGCUGACGGCGCAGAACCGGCAGAGCCUGCUGGAGGACACGGGGUUCUCGUUCGUCAAGUGCCGGGUGACGGGGUCCGGCGCGCUGUACCUGGGCCGCGCCUGGGGAACCUUCUCCCGCGUCGUCUUCGCCUACACCUACAUGGACAACAUCAUCAUCCCGCGCGGCUGGUACAACUGGGGCGACCCGACGCGGGAGAUGACGGUGUUCUACGGGCAGUACAAGUGCACGGGGCCGGGCGCGAACUACGCCGGCAGGGUGCAGUGGUCGCGGGAGCUCACCGACGAGGAGGCCAAGCCCUUCAUCUCGCUCGACUUCAUCGACGGCUUCCAGUGGCUCCGGUUGUAGCACGCCACAUUGUUGACACACACACACACACACACCAUGCAUGACCUUAAUUAGUUGAUGUGAAUGAAGAGCAAACAAAAACACAAGGCAAAUACAAAUCCAAUUGUUGGCGCAACUGCGUA